UUGCAAAGUACGGUGCUACAGUCUGGCGUCGUUAGUCAACGUAUGCGGAUCUCGUGGAUUCCACGAUUUUUUAACUUCUUUUCUCUCCCUCUUUCUCUCUCUCUCGCCGCGCGCUCUUUUACACACACAUACACACACAACUUUCUUUUUCUCUCUCUCCCUCUCAUUUUUUUUUACCUCUACAUCACACGCCUUGCACCCUCUCAAAACUGCAUCUGAUUAUCGUCGUACAAAAUUCACGACAAUCUUUAUAACAAUCAGAUAAGGGAGAGUCGCCGAGGAAUGUCGAAAGUCGAAUGUCGUGUCGAGCAAGUGCCGUGACUCAAAGGUGUUUCAAGUGUCAAAUUUAUUCAUUGGGAAAAUUUAAAAAUACACAAUUUGACGUGGAGGGCAAACAAAAAGGUGGAAUCGAGAGGACUAUUUGGUUGGAGUCUAAACAAUUUGGGUGCCUCAAUGUUAAUAGAACUAAAACGAUAAUGCGUAAAAAAAUACAUGAUCGUUAAAUGUUUUAAAUAAUAAAAAGUGUAUUCCCAAAAAUUUGGCUGUGAAAUAGAAAGAAAAAUAAUUGAAAUUAAAAAAAAAAAAAAGUAGUGAAAAAAGUGUAAGAGUGCCUAUAAUUUGCAUAAUGAUGACACGACGCGCCAAUAAAAGUGCACAAAAACGUUCCGAGUGCGCUCCUCGUGGUGUCGUCGGUACCAUAGGAGGUUAUGUGAGUUAUGAUUAAUUAAAACGACACCAGCAACAGCAUUAACAGCAGGACAGAUUCAGCACGGUGCCUCGAUUAAUUAGAGGCCCAUCGCGUUAUCUAUCUACAGCCUAAAGGAAAAACUGAGAAAACUGGAGCGGAGACAGAAUGGGGGGCUGCGGAGUAUUUUGGUCUCAGCUGCGUGCGAUGCUGAUCAGAAAUGUUCUUCUUAAGAAAAGGGAUAAACGAAAGACAAUUGCGGAGAUCUUUCUACCCCUUUACAUCCUGGGGAUUUUAAUUGUGGUUAAGGUACUAAUUCCUAAUCCGAAUUAUCCUGCAAUGACCACUCAAAGGCAGGAAGGGGAUGUUUUCGAGUUCUUUGAUAUCAACAAAACCAUCGCAGUUGUUCCCAAUUCAAAUGAAACUCAAACAUUUUUAAAUUCCAUGAAUACCCUAUGGAUGAGUACGUGGGAAUAUCGAAAACUUCCUUUAAGUUUUAUGAUGUACGACACGAAGGAUGAUCUACAAGCAGCUUAUUGGAGAGAUCCUGCCAGUGUUCCUAUAGCAGUUAUUUUCGAACAUUCCUCACCAAUAUCUCAAAAUUUAUCAUAUGAAAUAAGAAUAAAUCCAACGAACACAAUGCCCCCAUCUCCCGCAGAAAAACAUUCAUCACCCGUAACGUGUCGAAAAAAUUUCAGUCAUUGGAUGGGUGGACUUUUGUCAAUAGAAACUGGCAGAAAUUGCCCGGCAAACAAUUACUUCACCUCAGGAUUUAUGGCCUUGCAGAUGAUCAUGGACAUUACAAAAAUUAGAUUAGACACGAAGAAUAAUGAAAUAACAGUGCCUGGUAUAAAAUUAGAAAUGUUUCCAAAGGAAGCUUUCACUGCAGACUGGAUGCUCGCUUUUAGGGUGGUAAUUCCACUCUAUAUGGUAGUUGCUCUGUCUCAAUUCAUCACCUACCUCCUAAUUCUGAUAGUCGGCGAGAAGGAAAAUAAAAUCAAGGAGGGUAUGAAAAUCAUGGGAUUAAAGGAUUCUGUCUUUUGGUUAUCUUGGUUUAUCAUCUAUGCAAUAUUUGUUUUAUUGCUAUCAGCGGUGGCAGUUGUGCUUCUUUUUACACUUCAAAUGUUCCAGCAUACACAUUUCCUACCGAUAUUCUUGCUCGUGGUACUUUACAGUUUCUCGGUGAUCAUGAUAGCUUUUAUGAUAACACCCUUCUUCGACAAAUCUCGUACCGCAGGUGUUCUUGGAAAUUUUGCCGUAACGAUACUAAGUCUUGUGUACUUCAUUCAAGUCUUCGUUGAUGAUUCCAGCUCGAUAGCUUUUUGGGUAGUUUCCCUUUUGAGUCCCACAUGUGUUGCUUUAGCAAUGGAUAAGGCUCUCGUGUUAGAUCUACAAGGCGAGGGAGUAAAUUUCGACAAUCUUUGGUCAGGUCCAGGAAUCCCAUUCGGUGGUAGUAUUGUGAUGUUAACUUUAGAUAUCUUUCUUUAUGGAUUGCUGGCUUAUUAUCUGGAUUCAGUUAUUCCAAGUGAAUACGGCAUCAAAAGACCCGCCUGGUUUUGUUUCGUUCCCGGAUUUUGGUGUCGAAAAAAACCGCAAAGGGUACCCACAUCAAAUGGCGAAUCGAAUUCCUUUAUCCCAGGAGAAGAGAAAAAUCGAGAUGUGGAGCCAGUGGUGCGAGAAAUGAAGGGUCGCGAAGCAAUAAGGAUAGUCGACUUAUAUAAAUCGUAUCACAAAUGUCGUAGACCAGAAACGAAAGCUGUCAAUGGCAUCAAUUUAACGAUUUAUGAAGGGCAGAUUACUGCUAUUUUGGGGCACAAUGGAGCAGGAAAAACGACAUUGUUUAAUAUUUUAACAGGACUUACAGCACCAACAGCAGGAACGGCAUUUAUUUUUGGCUACGAUGUUAGAGAUUCUAAUGAUAUGCAUAUGAUUAGAAGUAUGACUGGAGUGUGUCCUCAACAUGAUAUUUUAUUUGAUCUUCUAACACCAAGAGAACAUCUUGAAUUCUUUGCUGCCGUCAGAGGUAUUCCAAGAUCCAUGAUUGAACCAGAGGUGAAGAAAACUUUGAAAGACAUUGAUUUAAUUGAAAAAGCAGAUACAUUCGCAAAAUAUCUAAGCGGUGGUCAAAAACGAAAACUAUCAGUUGGCAUUGCCAUAAUUGGCGAUCCAAAAAUAAUUAUCCUGGACGAACCAACAGCGGGCGUUGAUCCUUAUUCACGGAGACAAAUGUGGUCCUUUUUACAGUCGAGAAGACACGGCAAGGUUAUUUUACUGACAACACAUUUUAUGGAUGAGGCCGAUAUUUUAGCUGAUAGAAAGGCUGUCAUUAGUAAAGGAAAAUUGAGAUGUUGUGGAAGUUCUCUGUUUCUUAAAAAUAAAUUUGGAAUUGGCUAUCACUUGACUCUUGUCUUGGAGGGAAAUGCCAGAGAACACGCGAUAACUCGUCUCGUAACAUCUCACGUUUCAAAAGCAGAAAAAGCAAGACGACACGGCCGUGAAUUGAGUUUUAUUUUACCGCACAAUUCAGUGGAAAAUUUUGCACCACUUUUUUCAGCGAUUGAACAGGAAAUAAAAACAAAAGCAUCACGAUUGGGUAUCAGUAGCUAUGGUGUAUCAAUGACAACAUUAGAGGAAGUUUUUCUACAUUUAGAAAAAGAUGAAGAAACUGAAUGUACAAUGGAUAAUUUAUCAAAGAAAAUGGUUCGAAAUCGAGCACUAAGUCGUUCACUCUCAUUACAAUCAAAAAGUACAUCCUAUCAAAGUUUACAAAAUGAAGGUGCAACUGUUCAAACUGAUGGACAAGUCAAAGGAGCUGUUGAUAUGCAAGAUGGAAUAAACGAGAAAAACCCCGCGAUACUUGGCCUGGGUUUGGACCCAAUUAAAAUCCGGCCUAACUGUCUCCAAACUUUGUACGCAAUGUUGCGAUUACGAGUUUUAAGAUUGUUGAGGAAUAUUCAACUUCUUUAUUUUAUGAUUGUCGCUCCACUUGCCCUUGUUGCUCUUGGAUUAUAUGUAAACAGUAUUCAAAAAGUUGAAAUGGGAAUACAAAGUUUGUCACUCAGCAAUGACACAUAUCAAGACGAAACGAGAAUUCUCUUCACAAAUCAGAGCAGUCAUGAUAUUGCUCCAUUUUUAAAUCAAAUCAAACAGGAUGUGAAUUAUGUGGAAGAAUUUAAGGGAAAAUAUGCCGAUCUUCUUGAUAUGGCGCCACACAUGGCUGUUUUGAAUAUUAAUUCAUUUGACAAUGAACACAUGAAUUUGACUAUUUCCUACAAUGACACUAUGCAACAUUCCUUGCCGGUUCUUGCAAAUAUUAUUUCCAAUUCUUAUCUAAGACUUUUAAAGAAAACAGACGAAGUAGAUGUUAUUAAUGUUACAAGCCGACCGUUUCAACAAACAUCACAGCCCCAGGAAUUUAAUAUCGGCGUCGCAAGUUCAGCGCUUUUAAUCGGAAUGGAUUUUGUAUUAGUACCAAUUACUCUGGCCGUGGAUAUGGUUUAUGAUCGAGAGAUAAAAGCAAAGAAUCAACUCCGCGUGAAUGGUCUCUCGUUUACGAUGUAUUUUAUCACGUAUUUUAUCGUCUUGGUUGGAUUGAUGAGUAUUAUUUGCCUCUGUAUACUUGGGAUUAUAUUCCUCUUUGAUGUUCCAUCACUUCAAGAAAUACCAGCACUUCUCACACUCGGUAGUUUACUCAUGCUUUAUUGUCCAUCGUCAAUAUUAUUUUCCACAUGUCUCAGUUAUAUUUUCGAUAAAAUGGAUUCUGCUCAAAGUAUCUUGCCAAAUAUAGCAACAUUUUUUGGCCUCAUACCAUUUCUACUAGUCAUGAUUUUAGAUAUGUUGGGCGUUGGUGGAACUGCAGCAUUUGCUCUUCAUGUUGUUUUCUCAUUAUUGAAUACAAUGUACGUUCCGUAUGCGGCGGUUUAUUAUGUUGAUCGUGUUCAUCUAAUGUGCUCAAUAAACACGGCUUGUCAACAUUUGACAUUGUCCGAUUAUUUGACGACUGAAAUAAUUAUCAUGGGUGUUGGAGUUAUUCUUCAUUGUCCUGUUUGGUUCUUUGUUCUACUUCUACUCGAUAUCAAGAAGAGUGGUGGCAAUAUCAGCGAUUUAUUUAAAUAUUUUACCAGAAACGGUGGCUCGAUUGGAGAAGAAAUUAUGGAGAACCCUGACAUUGGAGAACAUGAGGACAUAGACGUGAAAAACGAGCGACAAAAAGUUUUCAAUUUAAUUAGCACUUCGGCUGUUCAGGAGCCUCCUGUUGUUUUAGUUCAAAAUUUAAGAAAAGAAUAUCAACGCGAAGUUGGAAUGUGCAAUUGUUGCACAAAACGUGAACAACAAACAACGCCUUCGUGUAAAUUGGCCGUGAGAAAUUUAUCAUUGGCCGUCGAACCAGGUGAAGUUUUUGGUUUAUUGGGUCACAAUGGAGCGGGAAAAACGACAACAAUGAAGAUAAUAAUAGCCGAAGAGGCUGCGUCCCGAGGCAAAGUUCAAAUUAGCGGUUUAAAUAUCAAUUCCCAUAUGAAUGAAGCUUUUCGAAAAAUGGGUUAUUGUCCUCAACAUGAUGCUCAAUGGAAAAAUAUCACAGUCAGGGAACAUUUAGAAUGUUACGCUGCUAUACGCGGUGUUCCUUGGGUUGAAGUCAAUCGAAUUGUAGAUUUAUAUCUAUCGGGGCUACAAAUUUACGAACAUGCCGAUAAACAAACUCAAGAAUGUUCUGGAGGAACGAGACGAAAACUCAGUUUUGCAAUGGCAAUGGUGGGUGGACCAAAAGUUGUUCUUAUGGACGAGCCUAGCACUGGAAUGGAUCCAAGAUCAAAAAGGUUCCUCUGGGACACAAUUCUCGCCAGUUUCCAGGGUGGCAGAGGUGCAAUUUUAACGACUCACUCAAUGGAGGAAGCCGAUGCACUUUGCUCGCGAGUUGGAAUAAUGGUGAAGGGUGAAUUGAGGUGUAUUGGUUCGACUCAACAUCUCAAAAAUCUCUAUGGUGCUGGCUAUACAUUGGAAAUAAAACUCUUGGGUGGUGAUUCCACUCCAACGACACCGUCUUGUGAUAGAAUGACAGGAUUAAAAGAAUUUGUUGCAGGAUUAUUUUCCGAUGCAACAUUAGAGGAAAGUUUUGUCGAUAGACUGGUAUUUUCUGUGCCCCAACAUGCGGUACACUCGCUGGCCGAAUGUUUCACGCAGUUGGAAAAAGCUAAACUAGAAUUAGAUAUCGAGGAAUACAGUUUUAGUCAAACAACAUUGGAGCAAGUGUUCCUUAAGUUCUCUCACUACGAUGACAUGAACGAAAAGGAAUGAUGACAAAAAGUGUCUAAUGAAAAAAAAAGAAAAUAAAAGUGAUAAGUCCAUUCCAUGAAGCGAGUGAGAUUAUAUUUUCUAGAAUAACGCGCAAGAAUGAUUGAACUAAAAAAAAUUAAAACAAAAAUUUGAGUGGUUGUGAAGAUUAAUAAAUCACAGACAAUUUAAGCAAGUGUUAUCAAGUGAUUUGAACUUGAAUUUAAAACUUGUGAAUGAUGUGAGAAUAAAGAGUGGUCAGGUACCAUUGUGGAAGUGUGUUCUAUAUCUAUACUUUUUUUUAAGUCAUAUGUAUAAUUCAUUCUCCUUCAAUUUGCCUUGAUCGCUAUUAACAGGAAAAAAUCACAUUUUUUUAACAAUUUCAACUCUGUAUAGAAUUUCAAAGAAACAAAGAUUCUUUUUUUUUUUUUGUUUGAAAAUUAUGAAAAGACAAUCUCAUUAUUUGUUGAUUUUUAUCGUGACGAGUGAAGCCAACAAAAAUUGUGAUUUCUAUAUGAAGGUAUUCCAAUGAAGGCAUUCCUUUUUUGUAUUCAAUGUUGUAUUUGACGAUUAUUAUAUAUACAUAAUAAAAAAAUAUAUCGCAAAUAUUUAACAAAAUAUCAACGUCCGAUAAGCCUUCAUUGGAAAACCAUAAAUGUUUUCAUCGAGAACUGAUAAUAGACCGUUUUUUUACGUCUUUUAUGAAAAUUAACGGAAAAUAUAGAAAGCUAAUAAGAUGUUAAAACAAAACAAUGUUAGUUAUAUAGAAACGAAGAAACAAGUGAUUAGUGAUAAAUUUUCUUGUCUUUCAUUUUUAAUUUACCUCAAAAUAAUUAAUUACCUAGUAAUUUAUUGUAAUGUUCAUUUUAGUUAAUUAUAUUUUAAUAAUUAUAUCCUAUUAUAAUUUAAUUAAGAUUUAUUGUGAUUAUACGUUCCGCUAAGGAAAAGUUUUUAAUUAAAAAGAAAAAUUGUAUAAAUUUUUAUUCACAUUUAAUAUUUUUUUAACUUUUGAAUUCAAAAUUAUGUUAUAAAAAUUGUUUUUCUAAAUUCAACACUGUUUUGUGAUAACGUAUUUUGUGAUUUUGACACUAUCAUUUACUAUCUUGUAAGUUGUUAUAUAGAAACUUUAUCAAGAAACAAAAAUUAAAGAUAAGAGAAAAAAAGAACAUCUCCUUUGAGAGAGUGCAAUCCUUUUAAAGUUUCACGAAAGUGAGAAUACUUUUUUUUAAAUAUUGAAUCUUUGUAAGAAACAAUAUGUUAUAAAAUAAUGAACUUUAUAGUUAUAAAAAAAAAUUGUAAAACACGAUCGAAGAAUUUAGAUAAACGUGAGAUUGUAUUAAAUGCGCGUAUCUUGUUUUUUUCAGAGUGAGAAAAAGAGAGAAAGAAAGCAAAAUUUAGAGAGCUUUUGCAAAAGUCAAGUUCAUAAAAUUAAAUGAUUAAGGAAGUUUAGAAUUUAUCAUUAAUGUAGUAAAAUGAAAAAAUAUAUAUCUGAAAAAAAAUGUCCAAGACAUGUACUGAGAUGAGAAAAACUCGUAUAUCAAUAUUAUUACUUCAUUUCACUUGUACAAACUAGUAUCAAAUAUUACAUUACUAGGGACUUUCUUAAUCUUGCUUAAUCUUAAAAGAACACCGGAUCAUAGAUUAUAGAUUGUUAUAACCAAAUCUGAGCAAUUGUGAGUAGGCUAAUUAAAUAAUGGACAUUCUAAAUUUUAUUAACUAUUCCUUAAUUUUCUUCCGUUCUGUUCGAAAUUUCCAACAAUUUGUAAUUUAUCGAAAUUUUUUAUAAUGCGUAUUUAAUUAAUUUAAAUUGAAAUUAAAUUAAUUAUUUAUCAAUUAUUUUAAUUAUUAUAUUAUCUGAAUUUAUUUAUUUCUUAUGUAAAAAAUAUUUUUUAAAAAUUGAUUCGAUUUUAUUAACAAAUUUCGUAAUUAUACUAAUCUACUCAGUUCAUUAAUUUAAUUCAAUAAAUCAGAACGAAUAAAAAGCAAAAUAAAAUCUGGAAGUCCAAAAGCUCCCAAAUGAAUAUUUAGAAAAAAAAUAUUCUCAUCGUUAAAGUUUUAUAAAUUUUUAACGAAACAUUUAUUGUUGGACCUUUUAACAGAACAGUCUGAAUCUCGAUUAAUGAAAAAUUCUCUUAAGAGUUUAAUUUUAGAAAAAUUAAUCCUAAUGACUAAAGACAAAACUUUGUAAAUAACGAACUUCAAAAAUUGAUUUGCAAAAAAUUAAUACUUAGGUAUGUGUGCACGAAUAAGAGGGAGAGAGAGAAAGAGUGUGAAUAUAAAGUGUGAAACUCGGUGUGAGAGUACAAUCGAAAGCAGAAAUUAAAUUAUUAGUCGAAUCCUAGUAAAAAAAAUCGCUCCAAAAUUAAAUUUUAAUGUUAAAUUUUAAUUGAAUAUUAAAUUUUAAAAAUUAAAUUUUAAUUUCCAUUAAAUUCAAUUAAAAUUUAAAUUAAAAUUAAAAAAAAAUUUCGAGCGAAACAAAAUCUGAGAGUAAUAAAAUGUAUCUUUUACGAUUUUAUGAUAAAAAAAAAUCAUGGCCAGUCGAUUUAAAAAAUCUGCCUCCUGAGUGUAGAUAAUCUGGGAUCGAUUAGCUCAAAAACGCAACUACGAGGACUGAAUGAAAAUAAAACAUUUUGUAGAUGAAAUUUUAGGUAGUGCAAUUUGAAAAAUUUUAUCACAAUUGGAUUUUUUUUGUAAAUACGAUGUUACACGAAUAAAAAAAAAUCAUACUGUAAUGAAUAUAAAUGAGACGCAGGUGCGUAUUACUCGCAUUUACAGGGAGUUUUAUGCCCUUUAGUAAUUAACAAAUAAUAUAAAAAAAAAUUUAGUCAAUUAUUAUAAAAAAUGAUCAUUAAAAAAAAAAUGACAAUUAUUGCUACUUGUUUUUGUGAUUUUAUCUCGAAAAUUCAAAAACAAAAAACAAUAUGUUACUUUUUUAUAAUCAUUAUAAAACUGCGCUUUCAUCAGCGGGAAAUUUAUUAUUUUAAUUAUUUAUCAUUAAAAACUAUCACCGCAUUAAUUUAUAUACAUAUAAUAAAUAUAUAUAAAUAAUCUGCAAGCAAUAGAAAAUUUUUAUUCGUAAAAUAUUAUGCUUAAUUCUUAUUAUAAUGAAUAAAUUGUUUUCACUAUUGAAAGGUGAAUAUUGAAUUGAGAGAAAAUGUUGCCUCAGUUUCCUUGCUGUUUCGAAAAAAAAAGAAAAAAAAAGUCAAUAUUGCAGACUUCCAAAAGCAAUUUUUCUACACAUGAAAAAAAAUUCAACUUUUAAUCUAUAUUAUAUAUUUUAAAAAAUUGCUAUUUACGAAAGAUGUCAAAUUACCGAAAAAAAGCUGUAAAAAAUAGCGAAUACGUAUUAACGCAAAAAAUUUACCGCUUGUGUUCAACUUAUAAUUACGUUUUUAAAACGUAAAAAACUGAUGAAAUUAUAGCGCUUUAUGCGAUAAUUCGUAAUCGCUGAAAAUUAUAUUAUUAACAUUUUUCCAUUCUAUUGUAUAAUUUUUAUAAUUUUAACUAAUAGAUUUUUUAAGAAUCAUGAAAAAAAGAACCACAAAAGCAUUUAAUAAUAUAUAUAUAACAACCACUAAUCAUCUGCAAAAAUAAUUUUGUAGUGAUUCGCAUUGAUAUAUAUACAGAAUCAAAAAAAAAAGAAAAAAAAAUGAAAAAAACGAAGGAACAAAGGAAACUGAUAUCGGCAUGUAUAUUUAUUGUGUAAAAUGAAUGUAAUGAAGUGUUUGACAAAAGCUUUUUCACUAAUAAAAAAAAAUUAGUGAGACAUUGAA
Messenger RNA from Leptopilina boulardi, 9729 nucleotides. RefSeq names its product cholesterol transporter ABCA5-like. The record is from RefSeq and is a predicted model, not a curated record. The coding region runs from base 854 to 5980 and encodes 1708 amino acids. Gene Ontology annotation, biological process: lipid transport; transmembrane transport. Gene Ontology annotation, molecular function: lipid carrier activity; ATP hydrolysis activity; ABC-type transporter activity. Lineage: Eukaryota; Metazoa; Arthropoda; Insecta; Hymenoptera; Figitidae. The transcript has 25 exons. Gene Ontology annotation, cellular component: intracellular membrane-bounded organelle; membrane.